Molecule: messenger RNA, 204 nt
Organism: Dictyostelium purpureum
Lineage: Eukaryota; Evosea; Eumycetozoa; Dictyosteliales; Dictyosteliaceae
Exons: 2
Coding region: 1-204 (67 amino acids)
Source: RefSeq, a predicted model, not a curated record
AUGUCAGUUAACAGAAAUAUUUUAUCUAUUGUAGUUUUAUUAUUCUUAGUUUUCACCGUUGCUUACUCUGUUGAAACUACCCAACAAAUUCAACUUGAAGCUUCAAAGAAAUACUGUGCUUCCUUAAGUAAAUUCGAUUGUAUUUUAAACGAAUUAACAAAGUUUACAUGUAUUUGGUUAAAUAAUAGAUGUGAAGUUUACUAA